UUAGCUUUGCAUUAUUUAUGCAGUAAUUUUUUUUAUACAAUUCAAUUUUUAAAUUGUAUCACGAUAUUUAAACAUUUUUUUUAUUAUUCGCGAUUUACUUCUUAAUAUAGUUCAGCAUUAUUUUUAGUCCUUUUCGCAUAUUUUUAGGAGUGUAGAAUUAACUACUAAAUCUAGUUAUUUACCGGAAACUACACUUCAGCCUGGAUUUAAAAUUUCUUUUAUAGCUGAUUAAAAAAAAAGCGAUAUAAAUUAGUUCUGCCCUAAAUGAUUUUCUUAAGGACAUACCUGUAAAUAAACCGAAUUAGUCAUUUUUCAGCCAUUACGAAUGGGAUUUAGUGUGCCGCCUAGACUAUUUGGUUCCGUUAGCCGCUUCCGUAUUCAUGGGUGGUAGUGUUCCGGGAGCUAUCAUAUUCUCUAUCCUUUCUGACAAAUACGGAAGGAGAUACAUGCUAUUUUAUUCUACUUCCUUUUACUCUAUUUCCACCAUUUUAUCUUCUUUCGCUCCGAGAUAUUUUAUCUUCGUGACACUCCGCUUUAUUCAGGGAAUAAUGCAUGCCGGAACGUUCGUUAUUCACAUUGUAAUACUCACGGAACUGCUGCCCAAAGAGAAAAGAUAUUUGAUCCCGAUCUUAGCCACAUUAUGUAUGAGUAUUGGUUGUCCACUACUCGCUCUCGUAUCUUUUAUGAUUCCGGCUUGGAGAAAUUUGCAAUUAGUAGCUGGGCUUAUGUUGGCCCUCUAUGUAUUAAGCACUUUCUUUUUAGACGAAUCUAUAUAUUGGUUAGCAGACAAUGGCUACUCUCAUCGCGCCAAAUCUCUCAUCAUAAAAGCUGCCAAAUGGAACAAAUGCCAGUUGCCUCCUGAUUUUGAACGGGUUUCAAUAGAAGUAUAUUCGAAAAAUCACGAAAAAGAUGGUGGAUUGACUGGAUAUAAACCGAAAAUAGAGUAUGAAGACAGCGAAUUAAAAAGCGAGCCUAGAAUAGCGGUCUUUAAAGAUUUAUUUACCCAUCCCGAACUUAGGAGGAGGAAUCUUCUUAUCGCCUUUGGAACGUUUUUCAUGUCGCAAGUAUAUAUGGGGUUGACCUUUACUACUAAUGUACUUCCGGGAAGUAUUUAUGUCAAUUUCACUCUUAUCGGAUUGACGGAACUUCCUGGAAAAUUGCUUUCAUUAUUUGCCAUCAAGAUUGGCAGAAGAAAACCUAUAUUUUUGCUUAAUUCACUUUCCGCUCUUUUUCUGUGCUGUCAAAUUUUUCUGCCGCUCUUUGAGGAAAGCAAUGGCAAAGACAUAUUAAACAUAAUCUUAUUCAUGACUAGUCGAAGUCUUAUAGGAGGUUCAAUCGCCAUCAUUUUCGUGCUCAUCUCGGAAGUAUUUCCAACCUCUGUCAGAAAUACCGGAUAUGGGCUUAACAAUUCACUCACUCGUUUGGGAUUUUUGAUUUCCCCUUUCGUUUUUUACCUCCAAAACAUUAAUGUCGUAUUGUUACCUUUAGUAAUGGCCGGGUUAAACAUGUUAUCGGCUGUUUUAAUUUCGUUGCUUCCGCCUACAAAAGGCAUCCCACUUCCGGAAUCAUUAGAUGAUUUAGACAAGGACACAUAUAGGCUACAACCAACUUGCUGUUACUUGUUUCCUAAAUAUGGUGACCAACAUUCCCUACCUAACACUCCUAAUCAAUCUCGACGACCGUUUAUCGAGGAUGAGAAACCUAAGCAAGUCACAUCAUUUAGUAGCGAAGAAAUUAAUAAUUCUUUAAGGCAGGGUCAAAAUUCAAUUUCAGACAAUUCUAGACAACCAGUAUCAUAUACUGGUGCCGAUGGUUUUGAAGAAGGGGAAAGAGAUGAACCAGGAAAUAAUAAAGAGACUAAUAUUUAGAGUGUUAACAACACAAAUAUCCAUAAUAUAAAAGUGAAGGGCUAAUAUUCACCGUUUUCCAAAUAUUUUCUGUAGUUCUUUCUAGUCAAUGGCCUUUAAAUAAAAUGUACAAAUUUAUAAUUAUUUUUAAAAUGAUAUGAAUCGGGGCAAUAUAA
Molecule: messenger RNA, 2023 nt
Organism: Gordionus sp. m RMFG-2023
Lineage: Eukaryota; Metazoa; Nematomorpha; Gordioida; Chordodea; Parachordodidae
Product: organic cation transporter protein-like
Exons: 12
Coding region: 381-1868 (495 amino acids)
Biological process (GO): transmembrane transport
Molecular function (GO): transmembrane transporter activity
Source: RefSeq, a predicted model, not a curated record